Messenger RNA from Quercus lobata, 2400 nucleotides. Its product is annotated as receptor-like protein kinase FERONIA. Bases 1 to 2400 code for a protein of 799 amino acids. The transcript is spliced from 6 exons. Gene Ontology annotation, biological process: protein phosphorylation. Gene Ontology annotation, molecular function: ATP binding; transmembrane receptor protein tyrosine kinase activity. The record is from RefSeq and is a predicted model, not a curated record. Lineage: Eukaryota; Viridiplantae; Streptophyta; Magnoliopsida; Fagales; Fagaceae.
AUGGCUGAUUUCCUCGUUGUUAGGGAUGACCUCAUCAUUAGUGUUGGCUUCGUCAAGGAGAUUUUCCUCUCAUUUCUUUUUCCACCACAAUUUGUUUCUUGCUCACACUUACAUAUCUCGAUGCUCACACUCAUACCUACCCUUUCCCUCUUCUGCUUAGUCUUCCUUUUUUAUCAUAUCAAACUUGCUUCUUUCACAGCUCCUCGUUAUGUCCCCGUUGAUGAUAUUACCCUCAAUUGUGGCAGUGCCACUUCAAACAUUUUGAAGGAUAUGUAUGAGCGAGACUGGAGUAGAGACUUUCAACCCUCCAAGUUCUUUCCCAAAGACGAACAUAAUCUGAAAUCUAAUACCUCUCACGCUCCAAGAGAAGGCACCAUAACAAAAGCUCCCUACAAGACAGCACGUAUAUCUUAUUCUCAAUUCACCUACGUAUUUCCACUCCCCGCUGGCCCGAAAUUCGUUCGGUUGCACUUUAACCCGGUUUCUUACUAUGGUUAUGAGGGGUCUAAGGCCUUUUUCAUUGUCAAAGCAGGCUCGUUCACCUUGCUUAGAAACUUCACUACUGCCGUUAUUCUUGCUGAUUCUUUGCAAAACUUGAUUGUAAAAGAGUUCUGCAUCAACGUUGCAGCAAAUCAAAAUUUGAAUCUAACCUUCAUCUCUUUUCCAACUACUUUGAUUAAUUUCUAUGCUUUCAUUAAUGGAAUUGAGAUUGUGUCCAUGCCUGAAAACCUGUAUUACAGUCCAAAAGGUGCACCCAUAAACCCACUUUAUGUAGGCCAAAGUCCUACGUUCUACAUAAGCAACAACAUGGCACUCGAGAUGGUUUAUCGAUUAAACGUGGGUGGGAACUUGAUAUCACCAACGGAAGACACUGGCUUAUUUAGAAAAUGGUCCCCGGAUAUAAAGUACUUCAAAAGUUCAGGCUUAACUAUUCAUAAUGCAUCUUUCAUACCCAACUACUCUAAAAUAUCAAAUUACACAGCACCAGAUGAUGUAUAUCGGUCUGCAAGGACAAUGGGCUUAGAUAGCAACAAGAACAAGAUGUCUAAUUUGACGUGGGAAUUACCAGUUGAUUCGGGAUUUCAUUACCUGGUGAGGCUCCAUUUCUGUGAAAUAGACAAACUUAUAUACUUCGUUGGCCAAAGAUGGUUCAUCAUAUAUAUAGACUAUCUGUUAGCCAAAUUAGGUGCUGAUGUAAUAUUGUGGACUGAUGAACGCGUUACGCCUUUUUACAAGGACUAUGUGGUAAAAAUCCAAAACAAGGGUGUUAAGGACAACAACCAUGUUCUCUCCAUUGAUCUACACCUUGAUACAGGAGCUACUUCUGAUGAUGCAGUUUUAAACGGUGUGGAAGUGUUCAAACUGAGCAACUCAGAUGGUAACCUCGCAGGACCUAGUCAAAUGCUGCCCUCUCUACCUGCUAUCUCUACAACCAAGGAGUCCAAAACAAAGAAAACAGUAUUCAUUGCAAUUGGAAGUGGUGUGGGGAUCUUAGUGAUCUUACUCGAGUUGAUGUGUUGCAUGGUUCUCUUGAAACUAAGGAAGUCCGGGCACUAUGUUUAUUAUUAUCAACUAUCAAAGUGCUGUUGCUGGCAUGAUCCAUACAAAGGAAAAUCAACAAGGAAGAAGGCUUCAUCAUUACCAGAAGAACUAUGCCGCCGGUUCUCAAUAGACCAAAUCAAAAUAGCGACUGAUAACUUCCACCAAGAACUGAUUAUCGGCCGAGGUGGUUUUGGGUAUGUAUAUAAGGGUUUCAACGACGAGAGUAUGAUUGUGGCAAUCAAGCACUUGAACCCUGAUUCUCGACAAGGUGCUCGGGAGUUCAGGACUGAGAUCGAGAUGCUUUCUCAACUUCGCCAUGGCCACCUUGUCUCUCUUAUUGGAUAUUGCAAUGAUGACGGUGAGAUGAUUCUCAUCUACGAAUACAUGACAAAUGGUACCCUCAGUGACCAUCUAUUUGACACCAAAAACGAUCCUCUCACGUGGAAACAAAGACUUGAGAUAUGCAUUGGGUCCACAUGUGGUUUGCACUACCUCCACACUUGCAUGAAACAACCUAUCAUUCACCGCGAUGUGAAGGCCACCAAUAUUCUAUUGGAUGAAAAAUGGGGGGCUAAAGUUUCAGAUUUUGGAUUGUCCAAAAUGGGUUUGGAUCAAGCUGCUGUUACCACCAAUGUUAAGGGUACACUGGGAUAUUUGGAUCCCGAUUAUGCAAGGCGUCUGCAAAUGAAUGAGAAAACCGAUGUGUACUCGUUUGGUGUGGUGUUGUUGGAAGUGUUAUGUGACCGAAAGGCAGUGAAUUCAUGUGACUCAAGUUUGUUGGUCUAUCACUUUUUGCUUUCCAGUUCAUGUUUGAGUAUUUUACUUAUCUUUAUUCUGUAUCAUGGGUGGGGGUUGUGA